AGCUCCAUCAACAACAUUAACCUGGUUUCAUUGAAAAAAUCUACAGAUAUACUGAACUGCUGUUCUCUGAUUGGACAUUAGAUGCACACCUAUUAAGAACAGACAUCUUGGAAAAGACGCCUCUUAGCUGCAAUUUAAAGGUCCACACUUUUCCGACAACUUACCGCUUCUCCGAAUGCAAUACAGACCUUGUCAAAAACAUUUGAGAUUGGAAUCUGAUCAUUCGAUGUAAAGUAGUUGCUUACUUGGAACAAAUGAAAUCAUACUAAAUAUACAACAAUUUUGACGUCAUUGUAAAUGAAGACGAACCUGUCUAGAACCGGACGUUUACGAAAAAAACUGUCUUAAAACGAGAAAAUAGUGAUAAAGAUUUCAGAUUCAGCGAUAAGUCACGGGAUGAACACUAGUAGUUCACAAAACGAAACGGUUACGAAUGAACCGCGUUCGACUAUUGAAGUAACAUUACUUGUGAGUUUAUAUGUGGGACUAUCACUGACUGUUAUAACUGGUAAUUCUCUUAUCAUUGCAAGUUAUACCAUCAACGCUAAACUUCGUAAAGGAAUUACAGUAUUUUUUGUAAGUCUUGCUAUAUCAGACUUAUGUGUCGGGUUGGUACCAAUCCCGUAUUGGAUCACUGUUCUUCUUUAUCCAUCGAUAAGGACAUCAUGGAAUCGCAUCCUUAGUGUCUUCGACAUCUUUGGUGCAUUGGCUUCGAUAUUCAAUCUCGUUGCGAUUAGUAUUGAACGUCGCGUUGUGUUGUCAGCGAACUCGAAGAUGCUAUUUCCACAUGGCAGACUUAAAAGACUUAAUGUUACAAUGAUUUGUAUUGCGUGGUUUGUGGCGUUGGUUAUAUCUGUUUGCUGGCUUGUUCUCAAGGAGACUGUCGCAAGAGCACUUGUCGUAUUUUUAGGUGGUUUUGCGAUUCCAUUAGUCGUCCUGGUGAUGAUUUAUUUUGAUAUCUAUCGACGCGUGAAAGAAACUCAAGAAAGAUUCCCUCGACACGGUACGAAGGAGGAGGGUAAAACUGCUUACACCGUAUUCAUCAUCACAGCGCUGUUUGUAAUCGCAUGGAUGCCUUUUUUUGUAUGUUCAAUCAUCUCAACAUUCAAAGAAUCUCUUCUACCUAUCGGUCAAAAUCAACGUCGACUAGUUGACUUUGUUAAAUGGAUGCAUUAUAGCAAUAGUGCAGUCAACCCUUUUGUCUACGCCUAUCGCAACGAUGUGAUGCACCAGACCAUGUUAAGUAUUUUCCACCGAAUUGCAAACACUGUGUUAUGUUCUGGUCCAUCAAAACAAAAAGAUGUUCUUCUGCAAAUGAUUUGAACACAACCUAUACAUCAGGUACUCUGGUUAUUGCGAUCAAUCAAACCCUUGGAAUAGUUAGUUUAUCAUAAAAGGUUUUCUGGCCUCCAAUUGCUGCACUUAUCACGCUGUUCGCUGUGAAUGGAAAUAUAGACAAAAAUAAUUGAGAGAGAACCAACCGCUGGGACUAGCAAUAUCUGAUUUUGUUCUCAUUACAAUGAAUGAGUUUCCAGUAAUUUGAUCCCUCGCCAAACGCAAUCCAUGCAUGCAUUGCGUUUGGCGAGGGAUCAAAUUACUGGAAACUCAUUCAUUAGUUUUGAUUACAAAUCAAGUAUUAUCGCCGAAUUCGCCGCAAACUUGACUCAUAAAAAAAUCACGUACAUCCUAAACGAUUUAUAUCAUGAAAAUAUUAUGAAAAAAACUAAGAAUUAGUAAACAUCCCUUAGAAAUGGAAAAUGGGAAGGAAAAAAGUCCUUACUUUCUCUUCACGUCUCAGGUGAAGAUUUUAAAAGUGAAAAUGAAAUCGUAAUAGAUUCCCGAGGUCUAUACAAAAAACUAUGACAAAAUGAUACAUUUAUGAAUUGAGGACCUCACGGUAGUGUCUAACAUUCCUAAUGGAAAUGUGAAACAAUUAGAGAAAUUUGAUUUUUGUUGACAUCAUAUAUUUGUUAUAUAUUUAUCACUGUAAAUUGUUUAAUCAGUUUAUUAGCUGUAAACCACAAUGAAUGACAUCUGUUUGUCUGGGGUGUGUAUGGGGGUGUGUUCCGCCAGAUAUGCUGAUAUCACGCUGGGGGCGGCCUAAGGGCUCUCACCAUUUCAGCAGUGAUACAAUCUAAUUAUAGGUUUUCUUAUCGUGCAUUUAUCAAAUGAUUGAAACACCUUCAAUAUUAUUAACUGAU
Messenger RNA from Exaiptasia diaphana, 2201 nucleotides. RefSeq names its product probable G-protein coupled receptor No9. Gene Ontology annotation, cellular component: membrane; dendrite. Gene Ontology annotation, biological process: chemical synaptic transmission; G protein-coupled receptor signaling pathway, coupled to cyclic nucleotide second messenger. Gene Ontology annotation, molecular function: G protein-coupled serotonin receptor activity; neurotransmitter receptor activity. Bases 397 to 1323 code for a protein of 308 amino acids. The record is from RefSeq and is a predicted model, not a curated record. Lineage: Eukaryota; Metazoa; Cnidaria; Anthozoa; Actiniaria; Aiptasiidae. The transcript has 2 exons.